AUGUAGAAUAACUAUGAGACCUCACCUCAGUUCCCUUAAAUGGAGUUUGGCAGUAAAUCAUGUGCGUAAGCAGCAACAUUCUUCAGCAAAUGUUAACCGAUUCGUCUACUUGACGCAAGGUCCUACCAGCUGUGCACGCACGGAGCAGCUCGAGCUUCUUUCACCAUCGAGUAUGAGCAUCCUCAUCAUCGGACAGGAUUUAAGAGCGCGUUCUAAAACUCGUUGGGAUGUUUUUAUCGCAUUUGGAUUCAUAUGAUUUUAAAUGUAAUACAGAUUUUUUUAAAACCACAUCAAACCAACUAGCCGAUUCACUUCAACUCCAGUCUUUAACUCUGAGAAAACCUUUUAAGUCUAAAGAUGUCACUGAUGUUUGGGAAAGCAAGGAGUUGUAACUUCUCUGCUAUCCCUGAGGGGGGACAACCUGAGGUCAAUGUGGUCAUCCUUGGAGUGAAGGGCUCAGGAAAAUCAGCGUUGACUGUCAAAUUUCUCACCAAGCGCUUCAUCAGUGAAUAUGACCCCAAUCUAGAGGAUACUUACUCUUCUGAGGACAUGGUGGACCAACAGCCUGUCGUUGUGAAAGUUAUGGACACAGCUGACCAGGACGGCCCAGUGAACUGUGAGCGCUACCUCUCGUGGGCCAGUGCCUUCCUUGUGGUCUACAGCAUAGACAAUAGACGGAGCUUUGAGGGCUGCCAACAGUACCUGGAGGCCGUCACCGUCCACACCAAGGCCCUGCAGCCCAAGACCCCCAUUAUACUGCUGGGCAACAAGCUGGACAUGGAGAGAUACAGGCAGGUGAGUAAGUCGGACGGCUCGGCCCUCGCCACCCGUUUCGGCUGCCUGUUCUUCGAGGUGUCUGCUUGCCUGGACUUCCUGUCUGUCCAGCGGGUCUUCCAUGAAGCCGUUAGGGAGGCCAGGCAGCUGGGCGGCAAAAGGAGCCCCCCGUUACGUCCCCUUUACAUCAGUGAGGACAACAAGCCAUUGUUCAGCCUCGCCACCGUGCCCCCGUUCACCACCCCCUGCUACAAGGAGCUCCCAGUGCCCGCCACCGCCAAGCUGGUGACGGUCAAGUCGUCACGGGCACAGAGCAAACGGCGGGCACCCACGCUGACGCUGCUCAAGGGCUUCAAGAUCUUCUGAUGAGUCGAUGGAGAAUGAGACCAGACUUAAAGAAUGGAAAUUUGAGACUUGUCUCAAACUUGUGCUCAAAGACUUGAAACUUAUGCUCAAACCUUGAGACUUAACUUGGACUUGUGCCAGAGACUUGAGACUUGACUGAGUGUCUCAGGCUCGAAGACUUGACUCAACCUGGACUUUCCUAAAGUGACUUAUUGACAAGUCUGCCAUAGUGGAGCCAGAAUAACAUACAACCAAGCCAUCAACAUACUGUAUGCAGCAGAAGCUGUCAUGGUGAUAUCACCUUCGUUGGAGCGUGUAUUAAAACAUCAUGAUGACUUACUGCACCUUCAAGUGAGGAGAAGGAACAGUAAUUAUCAGAGCUCCUUGAGAGAUGGACAGUAAUGGACUGGUGUUUAAACUGUCAUUGUGAAUGUUGAAUUUAUAUUGCCAAAGUUUUCAAAGUUUGUCUUGAAGUCAGUUACUGGGACAAAGCUAUGUUAGUUGCCAAAUGUAUUGUGGUGAUUGGAGUGCAUAUGACGGUGAUGGUGUGUUCACUGUAGUAUAGAUUGCUGACACUAUGCACAUGUAUUUUUAUAUACAUUUUAAUAAGCUUUAAAGGAAAACUAAUUUUAUCGGUUGAAGACAUAUGUUGUUCAUGUAGAUACAUGUUUUAAGUUAUUUGAUGUUAUAACACAAAGUAGCAAGUCAAUCUGAGUAAAAGGCCCAGUGCAGUCAAAAUUCAGUUUUUCUGUGUUUUAUAUUGUACAACAGUUGAUGAAACUAACACUGUAAAAGUGUGAAAAAAUGUUAUCAGUGUAAUUUCCUGAUAGGUGCUGGUUUCUAAUCAGCAGGUUUGCAUGGCCGGGAGUUUUGGCUUUCCAUGGGGACAUCACCAUGCUAUAAAUUGGUUCAUAGACAAAUAACAAAGACAGUUCCAAACAUCUCUGCCAAUAACAGCUAGUUUUCAAUUUUCCCCUCCCAUCUCAGACCACUCCCAGACAGUCUGAGCGAAAUUCUUGCUUGAGAAAUAUGUUUUUGCUAAAAAAGCAUUUUUUGCCAAUUUGAAUGGAAAUCUAUUACAGUAAGGUACUUAAUUGCUACCCAGUAAUGAUUUGAUAUUGAUAUCAAAACAACUGCAUUGGGGCUUUAACUUCAUAUAUACAUCGUUUUCACGAGUUGUGGGCGCCCUCCUCAGGCUCAUCAGUGUAACAACGGUUUCAUUUUUUAUAACUUAAAACACAGUUUUAUACUAUUGUAUGCUAAUGCCAUCCCAACCAAAAUUACAAAACAGAACUAUUUUGAUAUGAACAGUUUUAUUUCCUUAUUGUAAAUACUGCAAUUGUUGGAAUGCUUUUAUAACACAAUGAAAAUCUAUCUUACAUAUGGAGAGGUGGUGUGAUGACAAAAGUUAACCCACUGAAUUCUGUUUUCUAUCCAAAACAUCUAUAUGUGAAUACUCUCUCACAAGAGCGUUCCACUAUACUCACAGCAAGAUCAUUCCAGUUGUAUUAUAUUAGGAUCCCCGUUAGCUGAUGUCAUGACGUCGGCUAAUCUUCCUGGUGGCCAGCAUUAUAACUAAAAAUACUUUACAAAUAGAAUUACAAAAGAGAUGUAUAAAGAUAAGUUUGAUCUUCCAAUCUUAAUGUUAUCUCAGACCAUGUUUAGUUGCCUUUUAGUGUUUCCCAAGUAGAUUACACAUGAACAGCUUAUGACACAUGGUUUAUAAGUGUUCCUACAUACUGUCAAGAGACAUAGGAAAACUUUUCACUGCACUAUAAACAACACGUUGCACUUCUUCAUGACCAAAAAACAACAUUUACUAACUAUUUGGUAUCCCAAAUAGUUGGUUGCGAUGUUUCGACGGCCAGCAAUGUUUACAGUAGAUGUAUAUUCCAUUGCUGAAACUGCAAACAACAAAGUACUUGUGAAUGAUGACUGUGAUACUGCACAUCUUGUACACAGCAUUAUUUGUAGUAGUUGUAUACCCUUUUCA
This is a messenger RNA of Oncorhynchus mykiss (rainbow trout), 3112 nucleotides long. RefSeq names its product RAS-like, family 12. Gene Ontology annotation, molecular function: GTP binding; GTPase activity. The record is from RefSeq and is a predicted model, not a curated record. NCBI's taxonomy places the organism in Eukaryota, Metazoa, Chordata, Actinopteri, Salmoniformes, Salmonidae.